UGAGUUUCUCUAGGUUGUUGAAACAACGAUGGCGCCCCUCACACAUGCAGAGAUCAAAACGAAACUCCUUAAAUCCACUGGCACAACUGCCAGAAUUUACAAAUACACAGACCUUCUUGGGUUUCGGAAAUUAUCGAAAAGAAGUUCACGGCGCGGUACACAAGAUUUUAUUGGCAAACCAGGGGAAUUCUACAACGCGUCCAAAAACGUGGCAGAGGUGAUAUCAAGACGAUACGGAUCAUAUACCGACCUUCAUGAGAGGAUCAAAACUCAGAAUGACUUUCGGGAACAAGAAAUCGAAGACCUCAUCGAAAAUUACGGUCCGAUCAUCUGGAAUGACGGGCAGCCAAACUUUGUGACCAAAACAGACGAUCAAGGCGAAAAACAUCAAAGCUACCCGCGUUACCUCAUAUACACCGAUCGAAAUGACAAAGUAAAAAUACGGACUUAUAUCUACUGCCUGGUACUGCAAUGCACAUCUUGCAGGAUGAGAGGCCGUCUUACCAAUGAAAUUGCUGUGCAGGCGGGAUUGCCACGCGCAGCUUCUUACAGCCCUGAAAUCGGGCAGUCGAACGCAACGUCACCAGACCUAGACACCACGUCCAUCACAUCCCCUAGAGCCACGGCUAUCAACACCAUGUCUUCGGUUUCGAGUGUCGGCAAACGGUCACGGGACCACAAUCAUCACAAUGUAGCUGUGGCUCAGAUGGUUCCCAACACUUAUACAGAGGGGGCAUCUUCAUCUUCCGUUAUGCUACAGUCUACGGCUGUGGAGAGCGUUUUACCGAUGAGAAACAGUACCACAGCUGCGGAUGAAGACGGUCAGGCGAGAGAAACGUCAUGUUCAGACGACCCGCGCAUGACGACACCGCCUUUGGACCAAGUCCCAAGUCCAAACUCUGAUGAGGAAGAAACAGACGGACACAGUAUCCACAACAAACGCGCAAGAUAUAAUCAAGGAGAAACUGCUCUCACAAAAUUUCGAUUAGGGAAGUUGAAUGGAUCUGCAAGGCGAACCGCUAGGUUGAAGAGAAGAGGCUAUUCAUCUCCCUGGGUGGGAUCGGAUAUACCUCCAGUAACCACCGCCGACGCUGGAGAGCAGGAGAACACUGAGCCAGCUCCUGAAAGUGCUACAAAUGAUAACCCGAAUGGGUUAUGCUGCUUUUACCGCGCGCGCCUCGCUUCUAUACUUCCUCACGCCUUCGACCUGCAAACCCAACAUACCCAAGUCCUCGAAGACACAAUCACCCUCAUCGCCGAUAUCAGAUCCCUCGAGGCAACCUUGUCCAAAAGCUCCGUUGACAACCGCAUUGCAACCUACAACUUCGUCCUCGACCAAUGGCUCAGCCUCGUAGCCAUAUACCUCACCUUCCGCCGCGCCAUAGACUUCCACGACACCCAAGAAGCAUGGACUGCGCAUCUCCUAUCUCUGCCCCCAACCGAGCGCUGGGUAAGAGAAGAGCCACACCACACUGCCAGCGUGUCUUUCCAACAAUGGCGCCUGCGUAAUGGAUCCUUGGCCGCCCCAGUCUGGUCCCGAGAAAUCACGUCCGCGUUGCUCAAAACAGCGAAGUGGCGGCGCCAACGGGAGACGGAUGAUGUCGACGAGAUGAAUCGGCGGGUGCAGAAAUUUAACUCUGGGCUGAUAGAGUGGCUGGGCUGAUCGUCAUCCUCUGAACAACAAUAAAAGUACUAUGUGUGGGUGACAUGCUUAGUGCAAUGUACUAUAGUACACCGCUAUCGGGGAUUUUAAAGAAUGAGAAACAAACGCAGGAUAGAAACAUAACAUCGGUUUUACUCAUAUAGACGUAGAUACUUGAUGAUAAACUUCUUAACUAAA
This is a messenger RNA of Bipolaris maydis ATCC 48331, 1840 nucleotides long. RefSeq lists its product as uncharacterized. Lineage: Eukaryota; Fungi; Ascomycota; Dothideomycetes; Pleosporales; Pleosporaceae. The record is from RefSeq and is a predicted model, not a curated record.